CAGUGCCGAGCUCCCCUCCGCCGCCGGGAGCCGGCAAAGCCGCCUCGCGCUCCUCGCGCACUGCUCUCCCCCGCUGAGCGCCUAUGGGCAUCUGCAGCCAGCGAGGGCUUCGCACCACCGCCAUCAGCAGCAGCAGCGGCAGCAGCGGGCGACGACCGCCACCCCGAUUCAUCCCCCCUUGGGAUCUAUAGCUGGCUGGACAGAGCGCGCUACAGACCCUUCCCCGCCUCCGUGCAGGAUGAUUUGGAAAGUUGCCUUGUCCAUUUUUCUGAUGGCAGUGCUGGUUCGAGUAACAGACACCAGGAAAAACCGUCCUGCAGGCGCCAUUCCCUCCCCUUACAAAGACAGCAGCAGUAACCACUCGGAGCGGAGGCAACAGCUGAAUAAGGAGGUACUGGCCUCCAGCCAGGAGGCCCUGGUGGUCACUGAAAGGAAGUAUCUCAAGAGCGACUGGUGCAAGACACAGCCCCUGCGGCAGACUGUCAGUGAGGAGGGCUGCAUAAGCCGUACCAUCAUCAACCGCUUUUGCUAUGGGCAAUGCAACUCCUUCUAUAUACCACGACAUGUGAAAAAGGAAGAGGAGUCCUUCCAGUCCUGUGCUUUCUGCAAGCCACACAAGGUCACUUCUUCAACUGUGCAGUUGGAGUGCCCUGAGCUGGACCCACCUUUCCGACUGAAGAAAAUUCAGAAGGUCAAGCAGUGCCGAUGUAUGUCUGUGAAUCUUAGCUCAGGCAAACUGUGAGAGCCAGCAUGUAGCUACUGCUUGGUGUUGCCCCCGUCAGAUUUCUGCUGCCUCUCUUCUCCUGCCGAGCAGACUGUCCAUUUUGUUGGUUUGUUUCUUCCUCCUAUUUGUGUGUUUUGUUUUGUUUUCUUUCAGGAGGCAUCUCUCCAGCAAGGAAAGGCUCCUUGUCACUUGCCUACUGGAAUAAUGCUUUUUAAUGGGGUCUGUUAGGCACUUCACCAUAAAGUUUCAUUGUAUUUCCAGUAUCAUCUGGCAGUUGAAUCUUAUGGAGUGAAGCGGGCUCCCAGAAGUUAGGACUGAUCAUCUAAGUGACCAAUUGGCUGAAUCCAGCAUUAAUUGUUUCCACUGUGUGGAGUAAAGCCCUCUGCCCUACACUCCAGUCCCCUCCACAAGACAAGAACACCUUCCUCGUGCUUCAGUCUGGAGCUUGCCACACCCACUUGGAAGUGCUGGAAUGCUGCCCAGGACUGGGGGAUGCAGAUGAGGGAGAGUAAUGAGGAGCAACGUGCAAAAGCAAGUGAGGCUCUCCGAUGAGGCUCAUCUCCUUAAGACUGCUUUAAUUGUGCAAUGACAAAUGGUUCCUGGCUUGUUGUCUGAACAGCAGAUAAGAAGCAAUGGGGAGAGGGUGAGGCACUGGGUCAGCCACCAUGACCACAGAGCAGACUGAGGGUGUGUUUUGAUGCUGUUGUGGUUAGAGUAUAUUGAACACAUGGUCUCUGCAGUGUUUAUUUUGUAACCUAACUGUAGUAAACAGAUGUUUAAAGUAUUACAGACCUAGCCAUGUAUAUUUUUCUUGUGGCAGAAUAUGACAGAGAUUAAAAUACGAUGAGUAAGAGACUUGGUUGCUAGAUCAGCUGCCUGGCUUAAAAUGGACAUGGUUUAACUAAGCUUUCAGUAGGUUUUUUUGUGUUAGAUAUGCGUGUGUAUUUCUUACUCCAAAAAAUUACAGCAUCCAUUUGUGACCUUAUAUUUAUGCCUGCUCAGACGAGGGAAGAUGGGAGGGUAAUGGGAGAGGAGCUGAGAACACUGAAGGAAUGGUGUUUCCCUUAUGGUAUAAAAACACUGUCACAUAAAGGCCAAAAUUUGGUCAUUGCUGGACUGAAUACAAAAGCCUCAUCAUUAUCACCAGGUUUUGGGAGUGGUGUCUUGCCAAUGAUUGGAAACAAUGUGUUAAAGGACAAACCCAUCAGGCAGUGCUGCUGGAAUGGGUUGCAGAUGUAAGAGCAGGGAGAGAGUAAGUUGUAAUUGCUAUACUAGUGGUGGUCCACAGUUUUUGAGUCCUACAUAAUCAGUGUUGGUGAACACUUGCAGUUCAUUUUAAGUCAUACUAUGUUGUUAUUCAGUUGAUGGAGUUUAGCAUGUCCUGUAUAUCCCGUUUGUUAUAGUUCUGAUCUGUAUUAGUCACAGCUGCAUUAAAAUCCCACGUCUCAAAACAGACCAGCCCCUUCUCCCAAACCAAAGCCCAUGCAUGCUCCAUUGUCUGAAGCUUACAAAUUAAAAAUGACACGCCAGCUCCCUGAUGCAUGUCUCACAGUUCAGCAUCUGCAUCUAGUGAAGCCAGCUUGCUAUGGGAGCUCUUUCCCAUCAGCCUCUUCACAUGUAGCCACUUCAAGGGGUUAAUGUGUUUAGCACUCUCACCAGCCCGGGGUUCAGUGCCACAGGUCUCUAUUAUGUGAGACAGGCUGCUCUAAGAGGCUUUCAGGACUGAGCUCCACGAGAGCUCACCAAGCGGUUUAUGGGGAUUGGCACAGGCAGGAUGAGGUUGGUCAGGUCUGUUAGUCCUAUUACAUGAACAGCCAGGGCUUUUCUGUUGUGAUCUUUCAGUAUGUCAGGAGUAGACAGGGAGAAUCCUCGUGGAGGAAUCGCUUUAGAGGCUGUUGCUGCUGUACUGCCAGUAUUGUGCCAGCCACCAAAUGGGAACCAUUCCAUCUAGGCUUGAGAAUUUUGGUGUGAGUGGCUUGAGGGAAGGUGGCGAUAGCUAGUCUACUAAGAGUCCAGGGAUCUCAGUCUCCCCUUGAAAGAAAUGAACUGAAAGUCAGGCAUUUUGGACUAGAGAGAGAAAAGUACCCUAAUAACUUCAGAUAAGGAAAACGUGCAAGAAUCUUUAUAAACUGUGUCCUGCCUGUGUUUUUCACCAGUUUGCAAUAUGAAUAUGCUGCAGCUUAAAGCUCCUUUUAGGAGCUGUGUUUAUGUAAAAACUAAGUUGAGCUUGUAAUGGAUAAAAUUGUAUUUAAUUCUUGUUUUAUAAAUGAAAACAAAACAAAACAAAAAAAAAGAAGAAAUGCUUUAAGUAUAAUGUAAUUAUUUUAUAGGUCUACUAUUAAAUUAUAGAUUAAAUAAUAAAGCUACUUUAGGGUUAUAUGGCAUCC
Molecule: messenger RNA, 3111 nt
Organism: Dryobates pubescens (Downy woodpecker)
Lineage: Eukaryota; Metazoa; Chordata; Aves; Piciformes; Picidae
Gene: GREM2
Product: gremlin 2, DAN family BMP antagonist
Exons: 2
Coding region: 239-742 (167 amino acids)
Biological process (GO): animal organ morphogenesis
Molecular function (GO): BMP binding; receptor ligand activity
Source: RefSeq, a predicted model, not a curated record